This is a messenger RNA of Hansenula ciferrii, 732 nucleotides long. It is a transcript of the gene AIM36, whose product is annotated as Aim36p. The coding region runs from base 1 to 732 and encodes 243 amino acids. NCBI's taxonomy places the organism in Eukaryota, Fungi, Ascomycota, Saccharomycetes, Phaffomycetales, Wickerhamomycetaceae. The transcript has a single exon. The record is from RefSeq and is a predicted model, not a curated record.
AUGUUCAGAAGCAAGCCGUUUGGAAUAGGAGCGUUCAAAAGCUCAUUAUUUCCUAGAAUAAAACCCCAAUCACAACCAUUGUUCAAAAGAUGUUUAAGCUCUAAAAAUAAUCAACCAAGUAAAGAUCCAAAUAAAAGUGUUAGAUUUCGUAAUUUUAUAGCUAUUGGUAUCAUUUCAUGGGUUAUAUUAGCACAAGUUGUUGAGGCUGUUAAUAAGGAACAAAAAGGUUCAAGAAGUAUGAGUGAAUCUGAAUAUUUCAAACAACAAAUGAAAUUGAAAAGAAGAAAAGCGUUAUUUACUCAAGAAGAGAAGCAAGUUUAUUUUGUUAAAGCUGAUAAGAAUCAAGAUGACUUGAAAGAACUGAAAUUAGAUGGGUUCGAAUUGAUAGAUCCUAGUAAAUUGGUUGAAAGGGAAAAGAAUGAUAAAGAAUCACUAUACAACGCAUUGUUAAACGAUCCAGAUACCAAGACCUUACCAACUGGUUUAUUGGUUGAUCUGAUCUCCAAAGAAUUGAAAAAUAAUGAAUCAAAAAAAUUUGUUGUGAUAAAUUAUCCACCAGAUAUUAAAGAAUCUGUUAAAUUUGAAGAAAAAGCUGUUACAAUUAAAAAGUUAAUCCAUUUAUCAGAUGAUAAAGAAUCUAAAGUAGAAGAUGAUGUUCUCAAAUAUUAUAAUACUGUUAAUAAAGUUCAAACUAUCGAAUCUACAGAAGAUUUGAUAAAAUCAUUGGAAUAA